Agrilus planipennis (emerald ash borer) is the source of this 585-nucleotide messenger RNA. Its product is annotated as neurocalcin homolog. Gene Ontology annotation, molecular function: calcium ion binding. NCBI's taxonomy places the organism in Eukaryota, Metazoa, Arthropoda, Insecta, Coleoptera, Buprestidae. The coding region runs from base 169 to 585 and encodes 138 amino acids. The record is from RefSeq and is a predicted model, not a curated record. The transcript is spliced from 4 exons.
UAAUUGCUUCGAUAGAAACAUGGCGAAUGUUGCUUUUAGACAGUAGUUGUGGUUUAAUUUCUUUAAUUCAAAUUUGAUAUUAAUUUUCGUGAUAACAGCUGUUUAACUAGUGUAAUUACAAAAGAUGAGGCGACAGUGACACGGCAGGUGGUGUGAAAACCAUCGAGUAUGGGAAAGCAGAACAGUAAACUAAAACCGGAGGUUUUGGAAGACCUUAAGCAGAACACAGAGUUCUCGGAUGCCGAGAUCCAAGAAUGGUACAAGGGCUUCCUGAAGGAUUGUCCGAGCGGGCACCUUUCGGUGGACGAGUUUAAAAAAAUUUACGGCAACUUUUUCCCGUACGGUGACGCGAGUAAGUUUGCGGAACACGUGUUCCGCACAUUCGACGCCAACGGCGACGGUACCAUCGAUUUCCGAGAGUUCCUUUGCGCGCUUUCGGUCACUUCACGCGGCAAGCUCGAGCAGAAGCUCAAAUGGGCAUUUUCCAUGUACGACCUCGACGGCAACGGCUACAUAUCGAGGCAGGAGAUGCUCGAGAUCGUCACGAUUUAUGACAGACUGGAGUUUCUAGCCCCUGCCCGCUAG